CGGCGGCACCGGGACCAGUUGCGAGCGUAUGUGCGCGCGCGGCGGCGGCGGCGGGGCGGAGCGCGCUCGCCGCUCCCGUGUGGUGGGCAGCGCGCGAGGGGUCGGGAGCGUGCCGGCCUCGGGACAGGCUCGCGCGCCGGCCGUCGCCAUGUCCGCCACCAUCGAGCAGGAGUUUCAGGAGAUCGAUGCCGCUAACGACUGGCAAGCGCGUUAUCUGGAAAUUCGGCACAAAUCCAGUGACUAUCCUCAUAGAGUUGCAAAAUAUCCAGAAAACAGAAACCGGAACAGAUACAGAGAUGUUAGUCCAUAUGAUCAUAGUCGUGUAAAACUGCAAAACACCGAGAAUGACUAUAUCAAUGCCAGCCUAGUGGUCAUAGAAGAAGCCCAGAGAUACUAUAUUUUAACACAGGGCCCACUGCCUAAUACAUGUUGUCAUUUUUGGCUAAUGGUAUGGCAACAACAAACCAAAGCAGUUGUCAUGCUGAACAGAACUGUUGAAAAAGAAUCAGUGAAGUGUGCACAAUACUGGCCAACAAAAGAAGAGGAAGUUAUGACAUUCAAUGAAACAGGUUUCCGUGUGAGACUAGUAUCUGAAGACGUCAAAUCCUAUUACACAGUACAUCUACUACAGUUAGAAAAUAUCAACAGUGGCGAGUCCAGGAUGAUCUUUCAUUUUCAUUAUACUACAUGGCCAGACUUUGGCGUUCCUGAAUCUCCAGCUUCAUUCCUGAACUUCCUGUUUAAAGUCAGAGAGUCUGGUUCACUAAAUCCUGAACACGGACCUGCAGUAGUUCACUGCAGUGCAGGGAUUGGACGUUCUGGCACAUUUUCAUUAGUAGACACUUGUCUUGUUCUGAUGGAAAAAAAAGACCCUUUUUCUGUAGAUAUUAAAAAGGUUUUAUUGGACAUGAGAAAAUAUCGAAUGGGACUUAUUCAGACUCCUGAUCAGUUAAGAUUUUCGUAUAUGGCUGUAAUAGAAGGAGCAAAAUUUAUAAUGGGAGAUUCAACUAUACAGAAACGGUGGAAGGAGCUCUCUAAGGAGGACCAAGCAUCAAGUUCUGAGCAGUCUCCUCCACACCCAACCAAAAUAACCACAGAGAAGUACAAUGGGAACAGCAUCGGCCUGGAGAGCAAAGAACAGGCGGAGAAAAUAAAUACUGACCUGUCCACUAAAGUUCAAGAUAUCACAGAUGGAAACAUUGAAAGUGUCCGAAAACGACUGCGAGAGGAUAGAAAAGCUAACACAGCACAGAAGCUGCAGCAGAUGAAGCAGAAACUAAAUGAGACUGAAAGAAAAAGAAAAAGGUGGUUAUAUUGGAAACCUAUUCUCACUAAGAUUGGGUUUGGUACACUGAUUUUAGUUGGCGCUUUUUCUUGCUGGAAAAUGUAUUUUCAAGAACAUUCCUUGUAAGUAAAGAGUAGCCUGGCUGCUCCAGCAGCUGACUUUGCUGCAAGUUAAGGACUAGGGGUGUGACUUUAAGCAGUAAACUCUUUACACCUGGAAUUGGGUACAGAUCAUUAUGUACGAUAGUGAAGUGAUGUAAACUUGAUCCCAUGUCAGCAUCUCAGGACAUUCCACUGCAGGUACUUAGAAAAAUGAACUGCUGUCCCCCAAGAGAGGUGAUGUUUGGUUCUUUAUAUGAGCAGGUACAAACUUGCUGCAACUGUUUAUACACUUUUUAAAAUGGUGUUCUACCAGAUCUUGAGCAAACCCUGAACUGCAGAGGUUUAGCUACUGAAGGCUGUCUGGAUUUAAAUUUACAUGCCUGACUUAAGCAAUAAACAGUGUUGUAUCAUUUACGUUAUUAAUGCAAAGAAGUUAUCCUUAAAUGUGUGUAAUGUGUAAUGUACUAGUGACCUGAACAUAAACAUUUUAUAUUCUUACGACCUAGGAUAAAUAUAUUUUAUAAUUGCAUAUUUAAUCUUUUUGUAGUUCACUGUACUUUUAAAAGCUCAGUUUGUACAAAUUUCUGACCAAAAAGAAUUUGAUUUUGAAACAAAAUGUAAUUACAAUUUGUGCAUGAAAAUAAUAGUGCAACCAUUCCCCAUAUUUUGACUUUCCCAGUUUAUGAUAUGAGCAGCUAGGGGUCUGAUGAAGCACUGACCAAUUUCUACUCUGUUAAUCUGCAUUCCUUAUUUAUUUUUUUCUUGUAGUUUUCAUUAUUUAAGUAAGGCUUGGAAGUUGGCUCUUUUUUUUUUUUAAGCUUUUGAGAACUUAGCCCCCACUGAAAAGCAAACUCAUAAAUUGAUUAAUGUAUUCCAACUUCAACUACUGUUUGAAGGCCAGCAUUGUUACAGUUCAGACAUUCCAUUAAAUGUGAAGCGAUGCUUUGUGUGUCUAUAGAUCUUAAUUGCUAGAAAGAAUAAUUUUUUUUCAUCAGUAAUAGGUGUAGAAAGCACAUCAAAGGAAACUACAGCUGGAUUUCCAAAGGUGGUUUUAGUAGGAAACAAAUGUUGGUAGUGUUUCCCUGUCCCCAGUAUGUUUGGCUGUAUUACCCACUUCUGUAACUUCACAAUUUUGAGAACUUCUUUUCAGGUUCCCCAGCACUGUAUUAGAGAGGUGUGACUUAAAUUGCAUAACAGCUAGUAUUUUGGGAAUAACUUGGGCUGUCAUCAUCAAAAUUGUGGAGCACUCCCUUUCCAUUUGUUGGUAAAACUUUCUAAUUAGUAAUUCAACAGAACCAACUUUCUGUCCUCUGAAUUCUCUUUGAAUAUAGAGGUCAUACAUGGCUGCGUGUAGCUUGCUGUCGUUCAAACUGAGUCCUAAUAAUUUGUGGUAUUGGACUGCACUUUGAGACCCGGAGUUUGUUUAUUCCAGCAUUGCUUUGUUGGGUGACUUCAGAGAAGUCCAUGUAUUCUCCUAGCUUGGUUGUUUCCUGUUAGAUAUGGGAUUUUGAUGGAGGUCUUCUUUUCUUCCUCCCCCCCCCCCCCCCCUUUUGUCCUUUUGUAAAAGCACUUCUUGGAUUUACUGCUGAAAAAAUACUACAAGAGCUAGAUAAUUUACUUUGCUCCUAUCCGAAGGAGUUGACUUGAAAGGUUUCCAGUACACUCAAGCUUACUAGUAACAUACCAGGCAUGGGGCCCAAGGAGUCCAGCAUUACUAUGCAAAGCUGAGUUUACUUUUUGAAAGCCUCGUUUCACAAUAGCUAAUACUAUUUUGGACUACGCUGUUUAGAUUGUAAACAAAUACUUAAGGGCCCAGAUAAGGAAAACAAAUGUAGUUACAUGCAGUUCUGCAUUUGGGGAGUUGUGUGCCAGUAAAACAAGUUUGUCCUGUGAUGCUGCUGACCAGCGAGGCAGCAGCUCUCAUGGCAAAAGGUCUUCCGCAGGGCCGUGGCAUGGGUCAGGUGGGCAGCCAGGGCCAUGUUUACGUGUUUAAAGACAUUUUGUUAUGUUUAGAGCCACAAGAACCCUCUGAGCCAAAAAGAGGCUUGGCAAAAGAUUGGUUUUUUUUCUUCUUUACAAUGGGAGGAUAGAUUUUUCAGUAUCAGCUGUAACAGAUAGUAGGUGUAAAUAUAUGUGCCUUAUAAAGAUGUUUUGGUUGUGGAAAAGCAUGGGGAAUUUAAUUAAAGGCUCUGUAACAGAAAUACUCCAGAUUUUAUUCUAAAGACUUAAAAGCAACUGAGGAAGGAAAAAGUGCAGGCAAAACCUUCAGGGAAAUCACACUGUCACUUUCAGCCUUUCUGUUUGCAUGAGGAGCAUGGGCCACCAGUGUCCCACUGACGCUGAGCUCUGUAUCUUGUCAAGUUGUCACUUGAAUUUUUUUCCGAUUCCAUCUUCUGAGUUCUGGCUUUUUGAUUCUCUCCAUUCUUAGUAGGUGUUCCUCUGCUCUGGGUGGGGUGAGACAGGGCAGGAGGGUCCAUCUUGCAUCGUUUCAUAGUACUUGAUGAAGUGCAGUAGGGCUUGCACAUUCACCAGUCGAUCUGUAAAACUUUGGUUUCAUGACUGUGUUUGUCUUGAGAGUCUAACAGUUAAGGACCAUAUACCAAUAAAAGUCUUGGACAAAACUGUUUUGUGCAGUGAAUUGUUCAUGACACUAUGGGUGUAGGAAGUGAAAUGAAACAUUAGAUCCUGUAGUACGUUCCAAGAGGCAAUUUGGAUAAAACUCCUUUCUAGGCCAUUAGUAAUUGUUAACCAAAAUCUGGGGGACGCCUGGUCUCUUUGCUGCAAACUGAGCCCUUGUGACUUUGUUAUUCUGUGGGUUUUAAACCUGCAGCAGUCUUGCACAACUUGAACGUUAAAUAAGAACUAAUACGGGCCAAAAUGAAGAACUGGUCAUCCCAGUGAGCUCUAUCACAGGAAAUGCUUAAAGAGGGUAAAAGUGAAGGAUGUGCCUUCUGCCCCCUCUCCUGCUUCCCCUCCCGCCCCAACUUCUGGCAAGCUCCUGGCUGGUCCUGUGCUGCUUCUCAAAUGCUGUUGCACUCAAUUCCAUGUGUUCCUGUGCUUGGUUUAUCUGGAAAUACAUCAGCCAAAAUACUUGAUGCGUAGUGGACUUCCUUGAAUUUAAUUAAGUGAUGUUUGAUUCUCAUGUGAACACUUCUGUACAAGUCAUGCACACUUAUAAAAAGUCCCUAACAAGUGUUUGUACCACUGUGGCGAGGAGUUUGCAAACUCGGAGUGAGUCCUUUAGAUUGUCUGUUGGUGUUCUUGAUGCAGGGACAGUCCAUUUUGAGUGACGGUACAUCUGUGUAUUUCUUGAAACAUAUUAGGUAAAAUCAUUGAACUCAGUAUGAAAUAGCAAUUUGAAAAGAUUAUGGAUUUAUUUCAUGGAAGUAAGAUGUUGCAAGUGAAACUUCGCUUAUUUUGUUAAGCCUUGAGUAAAAUGGUCUACUGGCAUCAAUUUAUUUCCCACUGAAAAAGGUAGAGAUGUAAAUGUGUAUGCCCGUAUGUGUGACUGGACUGUGCAGGCAAUGAAAAAGCCUGGCUAGCUUUAAGUUUAAUGAAUGUCAACCAAAUCCUUCAGUUUGCUGUUUGGCAUUAUAGUUAAACCUGAGACACUUGAGGAUUGCACAAGGACCUAAAUUAACAAUGACAAAAGAGGAAGUCUUCUGCAUGGCUGAGUGCCUUAAGUCAGAGGACAAAAUUUGCAAAGCUGAUGUAACACUUGGUAGUCUUCCUGGGCUUUUUUGUUUUCCCCCAGAAUUUUAGGUCAGUCUUUCAUUUUCCUGUACGAAAAAUAAAUGUGUUCAAAAUUGUA
Messenger RNA from Colius striatus (speckled mousebird), 5197 nucleotides. RefSeq names its product protein tyrosine phosphatase non-receptor type 2 (gene PTPN2). The transcript has 9 exons. Gene Ontology annotation, biological process: protein dephosphorylation. Gene Ontology annotation, molecular function: protein tyrosine phosphatase activity. The coding region runs from base 29 to 1411 and encodes 460 amino acids. Lineage: Eukaryota; Metazoa; Chordata; Aves; Coliiformes; Coliidae. The record is from RefSeq and is a predicted model, not a curated record.